Messenger RNA from Peromyscus californicus insignis, 4622 nucleotides. It is a transcript of the gene Dapk2, whose product is annotated as death associated protein kinase 2. The transcript is spliced from 11 exons. Gene Ontology annotation, molecular function: ATP binding; protein serine/threonine kinase activity. Lineage: Eukaryota; Metazoa; Chordata; Mammalia; Rodentia; Cricetidae. The record is from RefSeq and is a predicted model, not a curated record. Gene Ontology annotation, cellular component: nucleus; cytoplasm. Gene Ontology annotation, biological process: intracellular signal transduction; protein phosphorylation; positive regulation of apoptotic process. Bases 1 to 1812 code for a protein of 603 amino acids.
AUGGUGUUCGAGAACCCCAGAACCUCUGGCACAGCAUGUGACAGACAGGGCGGGAAAGAACGCAGGGGACCAGCCGGUCUCCUGAGCAUCUGCGCCCUCACCUCGGGGCGGUCCCGCGGGGGUUCCAGCAGGGGGCGCCCCGAGCUCCGGGUCGAGUGUCCGGGCGCGCCUCCAGCCGGCGCCUGGGACGGGGCUGGCCGCUCCGCCCCCUCGACUCCCCGGCGGCUCUGCGGGAGGACGUCGGGCGCCGGGAGAAGAACUGAGCCGAGCACCGCGCACCCCGCUGCGCGCCGGUGUCCAUCCUGCCCGCCGCACGCAGCGCAGCCUCUCGCCGAUUGUCUGGUCCAGGCCUCGAUGAGGAGCCCAAACAUGGAGACGUUCAAGCAGCAGAAGGUGGAGGAUUUUUAUGACAUCGGAGAGGAGCUGGGGAGCGGCCAAUUUGCCAUCGUGAAGAAGUGCCGGGAGAAGAGCACAGGGCUGGAGUAUGCAGCCAAGUUCAUCAAGAAGAGGCAGAGCCGGGCCAGCCGUCGGGGCGUGUGCCGGGAGGAAAUCGAGCGGGAGGUGAGCAUCCUGCGGCAGGUGCUGCACCCUAACAUCAUCACGCUGCACGACGUCUAUGAGAACCGCACCGACGUGGUGCUCAUCCUCGAGCUAGUGUCCGGAGGAGAGCUGUUCGAUUUCCUGGCCCAGAAGGAGUCGUUAAGUGAGGAAGAAGCCACCAGCUUCAUUAAGCAGAUCCUGGACGGGGUGAACUACCUUCACACAAAGAAAAUCGCCCACUUUGAUCUCAAGCCAGAAAACAUCAUGUUGUUAGACAAGACCAUCCCCAUCCCACACAUCAAGCUGAUUGACUUUGGCCUGGCUCAUGAAAUAGAAGACGGAGUUGAGUUUAAAAACAUUUUUGGAACACCAGAAUUUGUUGCUCCAGAAAUCGUGAACUAUGAGCCACUGGGACUGGAGGCCGACAUGUGGAGCAUCGGCGUCAUCACCUACAUCCUACUAAGUGGAGCAUCCCCCUUCCUGGGAGACACGAAGCAAGAAACACUGGCAAACAUCACAGCUGUGAGUUAUGACUUUGAUGAGGAGUUCUUCAGCCAGACAAGCGAACUGGCCAAGGACUUCAUUCGGAAGCUUCUUGUGAAAGAGACCCGGAAACGGCUGACCAUCCAAGAGGCUCUCAGACAUCCCUGGAUCAUGUCAAAAGCAGAAGCCAGAGCCCCUGAGCAGUGGAAGACACAGCCUGCCCAGCUGAAGACCAAACGCCUGAGAGAGUAUACCCUCAAAUGCCACUCAAGCAUGCCCCCCAACAACACUUACGUCAACUUUGAGCGUUUUGCCCAUGUGGUAGAGGAUGUGGCUCGGGUGGACAAGGGAUGCCAUGCCCUAGCGGAAGCCCAUGACACCCUGCAGGAUGAUGUGGAGGCCUUGGUCGCCAUCUACAGCGAGAAGGAGGCUUGGUACCGAGAGGAGAAUGAGAAUGCCCGCCAUAACCUGUCCCAGCUCAAGUAUGAGUUCCGUAAGGUGGAGUCCCUGAAGAAGCUCCUGAGAGAAGACAUCCGGACCACAGGGGCCAGCCUUGGAGGCAUGGCCAGGAAGCUAGACCAUCUGCAGGUGCAGUUUGAGGCUCUGAGGCAGCAACUCUCGGCAGACAUCCAGUGGAUGCAGGAACUGGUGGGCAGCUCCCAGCUGGAGAGCGGGAACACAGAUGGUUACGGUCUGGGCUCCGUGUUCCACCAGGACACCAGUGAGUCCCUGUCGGAGCUGCUCCAGAGAUCGCACACGGAGGAAAUCCUGGCCAGCUUGAAGCUCUGAGCACCCGAGCCUAGUCAGUAGUGCAUUCCCAGUGCUUUGCAGAAGCAUGUUGUCUUCUUCUCUCCUGGGGCAUCCCACUGGAAUUAUCCUGCAGAGUGUGUGCGCAUCCUUCUGCUCCUCCAGAGUUUCCCAGCCACUGAGGUGCUAGCUAGUGAUUUACUCUGCAUUCCCUCACCAGCCUGGUUUUCUGAGAGGGCGCUGACACAGCAGCUGGGCUGUGAAAACAAUUAGAAAAUAUAUCCCCUCAGCAUGCCCUUCUCCAGGGGGUAUCUGCCAGCCCCCAGGGGAUACUUGAUAACUGAGUAAUGGUGAUGGGUUGGCUCACCUCUCAGGUUCCAUCUGCAUGCCUUGAGUGCAGAUCUUGGGCAAUGAUCGACAUAACUAAGAAUAACUUAGUCGCCAGGGUUGCUUUCCAGUUACAGAGUCGGGAUUUUAAAAUAUACAGAGAAAACAUUAACUUUCUUUUAAAUUGUCUUCUCACUCAUCAAGUCUUUAUGUCUGUGACCUUAUUGGAUUUGUAAAGAACUCUGUGAGAUAAGAGGCUGGGAUAUAGCUCAAUUUCUAGAGUACUUGCCGAGCAUCUGCAGAAUCCUGGGCUGUAUCCCCAGCAUAGCAUAAACCGAGCUUGGUGGUGCACACCUCUAUCUGGUACUUAAGAGGAGGAGCCAGAAGGAUUGGAAAAUUAGAGUUAUCUCUGGCUAUGUACUGGGUUCGAGUUAAAGGCCAGCCUGGGGUAUAUGGGACCCUGUCUUGGGGUGGGGUGCAGCUCCGGGAGCCGAGAAGAUGAGUGACAGUGUUUUUACUAUUCAUUUCUCUGUGGCCAAGGAAGAAAUUGACUCAGAGAAGGAGAAUGAGUUAGGAUCAUGCAUAACCUGUUGGAAACCCAGGUGCCCAUGUUUGAGGCGAGGUAUGGAAGACGUUUCGUGAUGCUUAGCUGUAAAAAGCCACCUUAAUAUUAAAGUGCUGAUCCCGGAGGCUAAGGGGUCAACUUUACACUGAAAAUGAAGACAAGAGGCACACAGCAAGGAAGAAUUUCUUCAUGUCUUCUAGGCCAGUGGGCCCUGAAGUGUGGGAAACCUCAGAGAGCUUUGGGAAGCACAAGGCUCAUUGGUCUCUUCUAGCACCAAAGCUUUGAGCAUAAGGAGGUUUGUGUGAUGUCAUCUCCCUCUCCUAGGAGGAAGGCCCAUCAGUACAUCCAUGCAGACAGCACAUAGAAUAUGGACCCUGAACCCCAAAUGAUGCUAGGAGCUUGGGACUGGGGACAAACUGUAUUGUUUCAAGUACCUCCACAGCCUUGCAAAACACCCAUAGUAUUUUUAUUAAAUAUCAUUCUCAGGUUAGUGAGAAAACAAAGAAUGUGACUUGUCCUGGGUCAUCAUAACAUUAGUGAUGAAAGUGGGAGCCUUCUGAUGAUUCCAUAGCUCUUUCUGACUCCCUUAACUGCUUGGACUCUAGGAACUUACGCUCUGCUUAAGUGAUACCCAAGUUCAUCCUUCCAUUCAGACAUAGUUAGCAGGCACCUGCCAGUUUCCAAAUAGUUUACUUGAGUCCAGGGAUGUGGUGUCAAGUAAUAUCAAGCUGGUUUUCUGCUUCCCUGAAGUUCUCAGUUGAGUGAUAGUUUCUAGCAUUAAUCAAGAAUUCUAGAACUACAGAACUACAGUUGUGAAAGAAAAGUAGGCAGCACUGCAAGGCCUACAGUGAGACAGACAGACAGACAGACACAGACACAGACAGAGUUGAGUUGAUCUGCUCGGGGGAGGCAGCCAUGUAUGGAGGACACUGGGGCUGUGGGCAGCUAAGGAAACUGAGGAGAGAGGUGUCCCCCAUGGGGCCAUCAUGUCAGUGUUCUGUGGUGAGAGGGAAUGGAAGGAAAACUGAGGGAGAGAGAAUGGGAGUUAUAGAGUGUGGAGAUAGCUGAGGACGAGCAGAACCAGUGGGACUUUGGCUUGUUGAGGAGUUCUGCCUUUGUUCCCAGGGUCACAGAAACAACUAAUGGGUCCUGGGAGAAAUUCUCAGUGGGUAGCGCAGACUAGAUCUUGAUCUGAUAAAGCCAGUCUUUAGAAAUAUAUAUAUAUAUAUAUACAUAUAUAUAUACAUAUAUAUGUAUAUAUAUAUAUUUUAAUUAGCAAGCUGGAUCAUAUAUCACAUAUAUUUAAUAACUGUAAUCAAAAUUAUUUUAAUCAAAUAUAAGAAACCACAAUGCAUGAUGUGUGAUCAUUUUAUGGACAAUUAAGAAAGAAAAAAAAAAUCCUGUCAAGGGCAAUCUUCUAGGAGGUAGUACACAAUGAGAGGGCGACCGAGAGACAGUGUCACCGUGCAGAAGGGAGAGCUGGAAACACACCCAGCUGCACUUGGACCCUGGGUGGAGAGGAAAAACUCAGAGCAGAAGGCCUUUGCACCAUUACUCUGGGAUUGGACCACCUCAGUGUGCAUCAGAAGAACCUCAAGCAGGGACUGCCGUACCCCACAGUCGAAGGCAGGGGGACCCUACCUGGCUCCCCAGAGCUGUGCGGUCUUUUCUCCCAGUGACCUGCUUCAGUCCAGGCCCACGGUAAUGAGAUGCCACAUUGAUCAGUGCUACUGAUGUCUGAGGUCUGACAUUGCACAUCCUGGAACCGAGGAAAGAUUACAGAACACUGUGCCUUCCCCUGAAGACACAUGACUCUGCAAUUGCUUCAAAGUCCUGUAUGCCCCGUCAUGGAAUGUUGCAUACUUGUUUGGUACAAGACACUAUGAAUAUUAAAGGUCCUUUUGAUUGCAUCAACAUACCUUGACCUCUACAUCUGGUUUCUGAAGAAGAAGAAGAAGAA